GAACUCCAAGACACUUCCAGCUGAGUCCCUUCUCACGUCGCUCUCAAUACCUUUUUUUUUUCGUGAUCAACCAGUUCAGUUUCACCAGAGAGCCUCAUACUCGUUCGUUUCGAUACGUCUCACACGUUUGGUCCCGGGCCUCGCCUAAACUUUCAACGGUUUUUCCUGUACCCGAAGCAUACACCUCGAAGCGACUUAUUUUCUCGUCACAGUCAACAGUUUCUUGUCCCCUUUUCUUUCUUUUUCUCUUCCCUUGAAUCGUCCCUUUGUCGCUGAUCCACGCACUGCUCAUCACUGUUCUAUCUCAGAGAUGUUCUAUUACUUUGCACUGUGUCUGCUGAGUCUCUUCACCUGUGUUGUUGGUGAUGUGUCGAUCUCCAACCCAACAAAAGGCCAGACGUUUGCUGUGUCUGGCUCAUCCGUCUCCGUCACAGUUACGUGGAUUGAGUCCAACGCUGAUCCGUUACUCACCGACAUGAACAAGUAUACAUUCCUGGUCUGUACAGGCCCAAAUAGUGACAUCAACUGUUUCAAAUCAACUUCGACAACGGUCAAGGCUAGCGAGCUCUCAAGUUAUUCGAAGACGAUGUCCAUUCCUGCGUCACUCGGUGCAGAUGGGCAGUACUACAUCCAAAUCUACGCAACCACAGAUAACGGCUAUACGAUCCACUACACGUACAGAUUCACAUUGACGGGAAUGACGGGCUCCACUGAACCAAGUGGUGAUGAUACGAAUCCGCCAACUGCGCAAACGUCGCUAGCAGCUGACGGUGCCACUGCGGUUACAGGCACAGCACUGUCAGCUUCAUUCUCGCUGCCAUACAGCGAACAAACUGGGCCAACUCGGUACGCUCCAAUGCAAACACAGCCUGGCACCACAGUAACUGCAACUACAUGGUCUCGUCGUUUCCCAACCUCUUCAGUCACGUACUUUUCCACUCUCACAGGCGGAACCAUGCUUCAACAGGUUUCCACGGUAACACCAGGUUGGUCAUACACCAUUUCGUCCGCAGCAAAUUGGGCAUCACCAGCACCAUACCCUAGUGAUAACGGUGGCUGGUAUAACCCAUCUUCUAGAAUCAGAUCCGCGAGUCGUACCUCGUUGUCAUCUUCAGCCACCUCAUCUGCUUGACCACUGUUUCUCUUAUUCAUCAUAGUCCAUGUAUCUACAAAUACACCACUUCGUAACAAAUC
Williopsis jadinii is the source of this 1194-nucleotide messenger RNA. It is a transcript of the gene KRE9, whose product is annotated as Kre9p. NCBI's taxonomy places the organism in Eukaryota, Fungi, Ascomycota, Saccharomycetes, Phaffomycetales, Wickerhamomycetaceae. The transcript has a single exon. The record is from RefSeq and is a predicted model, not a curated record. The coding region runs from base 311 to 1132 and encodes 273 amino acids. Gene Ontology annotation, cellular component: extracellular region. Gene Ontology annotation, biological process: fungal-type cell wall organization; cell wall biogenesis; (1->6)-beta-D-glucan biosynthetic process.